Oryctolagus cuniculus (rabbit) is the source of this 3941-nucleotide messenger RNA. It is a transcript of the gene ARHGAP18, whose product is annotated as Rho GTPase activating protein 18. Gene Ontology annotation, biological process: regulation of actin filament polymerization; regulation of small GTPase mediated signal transduction; signal transduction. NCBI's taxonomy places the organism in Eukaryota, Metazoa, Chordata, Mammalia, Lagomorpha, Leporidae. Gene Ontology annotation, cellular component: cytoplasm. Gene Ontology annotation, molecular function: GTPase activator activity. The record is from RefSeq and is a predicted model, not a curated record.
GCCGGCCGAUGCUAAUGAGCGAGUUGCCAGGCAAGGCAGGAACUUCAUUCUCCUUCUCUGUGUAAGGAUCGCAGAAAUUAUGCCCCUUCUGUCACCAUGAGCUGGCUCUCCAGUUCCCAGGGAGUUGUUCUCACUGCCUACCACCCCAGCGGCAAGGACCAGGCCGUGGGGGACAGCCAUGCACAGGGAGGUGAGGAAGCCACCUCGAGCCGCAGGUGUGGCCAGUAUACCAUGAACCAGGAAACCACCACCAAAGUCACAGAGAAGCCGCUGUUCGAUCGGUCAAGUUCCCAGGAUUCUUUGGAUGAAAUGUCUAUGGAGGACUAUUUCACAGAGCUAGAACAUAUCAAGAAAUCUAGGGAAAACAGACAAGAUCAAGAAGUGGUUGUUGUCAAGGAGCCUGAUGAGGGCGAGUUGGAAGAACAGUGGCUGAAAGAGGCCGGCUUGUCCAAUCUGGUUGGCGAGUCGGCGGGAGACCCCCAGGAAAGCAUGGUGUUUUUAGCAACACUAACCAGGACCCAGGCCGCGGCGGUGCAGAAGCGGGUGGAGACGGUCUCCCAGACCUUGAGGAAAAAAAACAAACAGCACCAGAUUCCAGACGUCAGAGACAUAUUUGCUCAACAGACAGAAUCAAAAGAAAACGUUCCAGAUGGCACUGAGUUGCAGUCAGUCAGAACAAAUGAAAACAAAUACCGAGGAAAAGAUGACCAGACAUCUAACCUUGUGGGUGAGAAGGAGCUGAUCGUCCCCAGGCCGGAAGACACACCUGCCUGUGAAACAGACAUCAAUCUGGAGGUAUCCUUUGCUGAGCAAGCAUUCAAUCAGGAGAACUCCAAGGAUAAGAUCCAGAAGAGCAAAGGCGACGAUACUUCAUUACUUAAUUACAGAUUGCCAAAAGAUAAAACAGGGACCACAAGGAUUGGUGACCUUGCACCCCAGGAUAUGAAGAAAGUUUGCCAUUUAGCGCUAAUUGAGCUGACUGCCCUCUAUGAUGUAUUGGGUAUUGAAUUGAAGCAACAAAAAGCUGUGAAGAUGAAAACAAAAGAUUCUGGUCUUUUUGGUGUUCCAUUGACAGUAUUGUUAGAACAGGAUCAGAGGAAAGUUCCAGGAACUCGAGUACCCUUGAUCUUUCAAAAACUGAUUUCUCGGAUUGAAGAUGGAGGCCUGGAAACAGAAGGCCUCUUGCGAGUCCCUGGAGCUGCCAUCCGAAUCAAAAAUCUCUGCCAAGAACUAGAAGCAAAGUUUUAUGAAGGGACUUUUAAUUGGGAAAGUGUCAAACAGCACGAUGCGGCCAGCUUGCUAAAGCUCUUUAUCCGGGAGCUGCCCCAGCCAUUGCUCAGUGUAGAGUAUCUCAAAGCCUUUCAGGCUGUUCAGAAUCUGCCCUCAAGGAAGCAACAGCUGCAGGCGUUGAACCUCCUUGUCAUCCUCCUGCCCGAUGCAAACAGGGACACACUCAAGGGCCUGCUUGAAUUUCUCCAAAGAGUCGUAGAUAACAAGGAGAAGAAUAAGAUGACAGUCAUGAAUGUAGCUAUGGUCAUGGCCCCAAAUCUCUUUAUGUGUCAUGCGUUGGGUUUGAAGCCCAGUGAACAGCGAGAAUUUGUAAUGGCAGCUGGGACAGCGAAUGUCAUGCACUUAUUGAUUAAGUAUCAGAAACUUCUGUGGACAAUUCCCAAGUUUAUUGUCAACCAAGUGAGGAAGCAAAACACUGAAAACCACAAAAAGGAUAAAAAAGCCAUGAAGAAAUUGCUGAAGAAAAUGGCUUAUGAUCGAGAAAAAUAUGAAAAGCAAGAGAAGAAUACAAAUGAUGCUGACGUUCCUCAGGGAGUGAUCCGAGUGCACGCGCCUCAUCUUUCGAAAGUUUCCAUGGCAAUACAGCUGACGGAAGAACUAAAAGCCAGUGAUGUUCUUGCCAGGUUUCUCAGCCAAGAAAGUGGGGUUGCCCAGACUCUCAAGAAGGGGGAAGUUUUUUUGUAUGAAAUUGGAGGAAAUAUUGGGGAGCGCUGUCUGGAUGAAGACACUUACAUGAAGGACUUGUAUCAGCUCAACCCUAACGCUGAGUGGGUUAUAAAGUCAAGGCCAUCGUAGAAGACUUAACCACAAGAACUUCUGUACUUAUUCCUGCUGGGUCAAGAAUGGAAAUAAAAGAAAUGGCAAAACCCUUAUUAUUAUCUGUCCCCAACUAUUAAAAAGUGACACUCUCAAACCUUAAAACGUUAUGGAUUUGUACUGCUGCCAGAAUCAUGUUAAUAUUAUUAUUAUUAUUAUUAUUAGAAAGUAUUUCUGGAAUACGAGGAGAGGGGCCUAAUUAGCUUGUAGGCUGUUUAUGUAUACUCUGUGAAACGGGUCCAGAUGUAACAGGUUUUUUUGUUUGUUUGUUUUUUAACCAUGAAAAUAUAGUCUCUUCCUACCUAAUUUUUUUCUUUCAAAAUUUUAUGUCCUGUAAUACAUGCUUUCUCAUCUUCCUUACCUCUUCACAUUUGCCUUCUCCCAAUUAGGAUUGCUUUUAACCAAAAAGAUAACAAAUGCCAGAUAAGGCAAGUUGUAAAGCAAUCACAAAGGAAAACAAGCUGAAUUCAACAGUAUUCCUGUCACCCUGGAAUGUUAGUAUUCACAUCUUUGAAUCAUUUGCCCAAACAAACAUCCUGCUCUUUCUGCUGUAUCACAUGGGACGAUUUGCAUUUUUUUUUUCAGUUCAUCUGACACAUGUGCACAGAACCAUAUCCACAGUCAAGAAAAUCAAACUGUCAGAAACUGCCAAUUAUUACCAAACCAUUAAAUACUUAUAUACUAAGGAUAAAUAGUGUAUGCCUAUGUGGAAUAACUGGAUUAUAGGUAAGAAGAGAGUGAAAGCCAGAUCGCUUCAUGUAUGCUGUACUCUUCGAAAUGGAUUUAAAAAGUCAUGAAGUCACAGCUGGCUUGCUUAUUGUCACAUUAGCAUUAUAAAAAUGCACAAUCCAGUUGUGGCUGGAGAAUGCAUUCUACUGAAAGAGGGACUUUAUUUAUUUGUUUUUCCUAAUUCCUGAAUGAGACAACUGGAAGAGUUAUUCUUCUGCGUGUGAUGCCAUCAUGUGAACAAGCUUUCGUUUGUGUGCUUACUUCAAAUGAUCAGUAAAUAUGUAUUAAAAUGUUGCAGAGAGUACUGUCCCCAGGGAUUUUAAUGCCCUGACCAAAUGUGACAGGUGGUCUCGCUAUUGUAAAUAAGAGAAAUGAAGCAACAGAGAAUUGUUAAAUAUUUUAUGCAUUUAGAGUAUAGUGAAUAAGAGGUGAUGUAAAUGAGUUUAGCGCACUCUGUAUUUAUGAUAGUUUCAGUAGUACUGUAGGAAAAAUUAUCCAUUUCUCAAACUCUUGAUGUCACUCUGAUUAGGAGGGAAAAUGCUGUUAAUGAGAACAGUCAGAAAGUUAUAGCCCCUAAUUACCAGGGCAACCUGUGGAUCUUAUCGCUGAAAUCAUUGUGUGCUGAUUUGUGCCAUUGCUUUUCUAUUUAAAAAAAUUUUGUAAUUAAAUGCCUUUUUUUUUCUAAAUUUUCUUCUCUUGGAAUUAUUACUUUUAAUCUUAUGUGUUCAUAAGUCUACAUUUGCCUUCUUUUUCUUUACUAUUAUUUUAAUGUGGCAAAUGGACUACUUUUGUUAUUGUUAAAAGUCACUGCUACUCUUUAAUUGAUCCCAUUGUCUUUGUGUGACUUUUAAAGCUAGAAGACAUGAGAAAUAUAGCAUGUUUUUUGGUCUUAGUUGUUCAAUAUGCAAAUUUCUAUUCUUUAGAACUUUCAAAACACACUGUUUUUCUGUUUGUUUGACAAUAUGUAUUAAUUUCCCAAUUAGCAACAUUUAAGCAAAAUGUUUUCUUAAUGAGUCCGCAAAGACAAUUAACAAUAUAAAAGGAAAACUAAGUGCUUCAAGCCUUUUAGCAGUGCACAACUUAAAAAAAAAAAAAAAAAAAGACAA